AUGAGUGACAAGAUGCUCAUCCUCGAGAACGAUACAAUUCAAGUCGGCAUCCACAUCAACGAGGAUGGCACAUGUUCACUGGCGUAUCUCUUGCCAGCAGGUCAAAAACCUCAACCCUCAUCCUCCCCACAUUUUCAAGAUGGAUAUCUUCCUUUGGUGGAACUUCGUCUAAGUGGACCAGGAAACUCCAGUCAGAAAUCAUCCCGGGCUUUGGUCGCAGGUUACAUUGGCGAGCGUCUCAAGUAUCAAAACCAUCGCGAGUUCAAUGAUGGUCUUAAGCGAUCUAAGAGUCUGGAUGUGGGUUUACUCGACGAGAAGACUCAGAUGACUGUUACGAGUCAUUUGACGAUCUUCGAGGAUCUACCUUUCCUUCGAUCUAGCGUUACAGCCAAAAACGACUCCUCGGUCGCCGUUGUGGUAAACCAAAUGCCAUCCGUCGUCAUUGGAGGCAUGACUCGAUCUUCACAAUGGUGGCAGGAUUAUGAAGUCUCAUAUGCAAACAACACCUGGUUUCGUGAGGCACAAUGGGUGACACUGUCACUCCCUGACGUCGGCCUUGAUGACACGGGGGUUUACGGUCUUCCAGAUAAACACCAGGCUACCUUGGCUACUUUCGGAAUAUCAAACCAAGGUAGCUUCAGUACACAAGGAAAGCUACCGAUGGGUAUGCUGAAGAAGCGCGAUCAGACAGAAACCUGGCUGUGGCAGAUUGAACACAACGGCUCGUGGAGGUGGGAAAUUGGAGACUGGCGUGAUGAUGUUUAUCUGGCUGCUUCUGGUCCGACUAGUGAUGAUCACGAUUGGAGGCACGGUCUCGCUCCUGGAGAGUCCUGCACUAGUGUUCCGGUUGCUGUCGCUCAUCUCUUCGGUAAUCAAGAGGCUGCUUUCGGUGCCUUGACACAAUACCGCCGUCGCAUCAGACGAUCACAUUCGGACCAUCAGAAAUUACCAAUCAUUUUCAAUGACUAUAUGAACUGCCUAAUGGGCGACCCGACAGACGAGAAGAUUCUCGCGCUCAUUGAGCCGGUGUCCAAGGCCGGCGCCGAGUACUUUGUCAUUGAUUGCGGUUGGUAUGCCGACGAUAGUAACUGGUGGGAUGAUGUCGGCCUGUGGGAACCAUCGAAGCGAAGGUUCCCUAUGGGCUUUGAGAAUCUCCUGGGCAAAAUCAGGGACGCCGGUUUAAAGCCCGGUUUAUGGAUAGAACCAGAGGUUAUUGGCGUGCGAAGCAUCAUGGCUUCUCGUCUGCCAAAAGAGGCCUUCUUCGAGAGAGAUGGUCAACGCAUUAUAGAGAAAGGUCGCUACCAGUUAGAUUUCCGCCACCCUUCCGUCCAAACCUCAAUGGACAAAGUCAUUGACAGAUGUGUUCAGCAGUAUGGAGUUGGAUAUUUCAAAUUCGAUUACAAUGUCCAAAUCACCCAAGGUACCGACCUCAAUUGUUCCAGUUCUGGUGCUGGAUUUUUGGAACACAAUCGUGCGUACCUUUUAUGGGUGAACAGAGUAUUCGACCGCUACCCUGAGCUUCUGAUCGAGACUUGCUCUAGUGGUGCACAGCGACUUGAUUAUGCCAUGCUCUCAGUCCACCCACUCCAAUCCACCAGUGAUCAGCAGUGUCCCACUCGCUAUGCCGCCAUCUCUGCAAGUAUUCAUACUGCUGUGACCCCGGAGCAGGGUGCUUCAUGGGCAUAUCCUCAGCCAGAUUGGUCAGAGGAGAUCAAUGCUCUGACUGUCGUUAAUAGCUUGCUUGGUCGGGUAUACCUCAGUGGUCGGCUGGACAGUAUGAAGGCUGAGCAGUUGAAGAUUAUCGAUGACGGGAUGAGAGUGUAUAAAGACAUCCGAGGCGAUAUCCCUCGGUCUACACCUUUCUGGCCAUUGGGUCUACCUGGUUGGCAUGAUGACUGGCUAGCUCUGGGUUUGGCUGCAAGGUCUGAAGAUGGAUCUGAGACUGGAAGGUAUUACCUGGCCGUAUGGCGACGUGGGGGAUCAACCAAAUGCAAACUACCUAUUGCAGCCCUUAAAUGCAGUGAAUCUGUUGCAGUUGAGUUCCUUUAUCCGACUCAACUUGCUGCGCAGAGUAGCUGGGAUGCUGUGAACUCUGCGCUACUGGUUGAGUUCCCCGACACAAUUUGCGCUCGCCUCUUUAGACUUCAGAUUUGA
Messenger RNA from Penicillium nucicola, 2154 nucleotides. Its product is annotated as putative Melibiase subfamily. Gene Ontology annotation, biological process: carbohydrate catabolic process. Gene Ontology annotation, molecular function: alpha-galactosidase activity. NCBI's taxonomy places the organism in Eukaryota, Fungi, Ascomycota, Eurotiomycetes, Eurotiales, Aspergillaceae. The record is from RefSeq and is a predicted model, not a curated record. Bases 1 to 2154 code for a protein of 717 amino acids. The transcript has a single exon.